Molecule: messenger RNA, 1939 nt
Organism: Lynx canadensis (Canada lynx)
Lineage: Eukaryota; Metazoa; Chordata; Mammalia; Carnivora; Felidae
Gene: OTX1
Product: orthodenticle homeobox 1
Exons: 3
Coding region: 48-1115 (355 amino acids)
Biological process (GO): regulation of transcription by RNA polymerase II; multicellular organism development
Cellular component (GO): nucleus
Molecular function (GO): RNA polymerase II cis-regulatory region sequence-specific DNA binding; DNA-binding transcription factor activity, RNA polymerase II-specific
Source: RefSeq, a predicted model, not a curated record
GCCCCGGACCCCUGGAUCCGUCGGGGCGCCUCCACCCAGCUGUUAGCAUGAUGUCUUACCUCAAACAACCCCCAUACGGCAUGAACGGGCUGGGCCUGGCCGGGCCAGCCAUGGACCUCCUGCAUCCUUCCGUGGGCUACCCCGCCACCCCGCGGAAGCAGCGGCGGGAACGCACUACCUUUACACGCUCACAGCUGGACGUGCUCGAGGCGCUCUUCGCCAAGACUCGCUACCCUGACAUCUUCAUGCGCGAGGAGGUGGCGCUCAAGAUCAACCUGCCGGAGUCCAGAGUUCAGGUCUGGUUCAAGAACCGCCGUGCCAAAUGCCGCCAGCAGCAGCAGAGCGGGAGCGGGACCAAGAGCCGCCCAGCCAAGAAGAAGUCGUCCCCGGUGCGGGAGAGCUCGGGCUCGGAAAGCAGCGGCCAGUUCACGCCUCCCGCUGUGUCCAGCUCCGCCUCGUCCUCCAGCUCAGGAUCCAGCGCCUCCGCCAACCCAGCGGCGGCAGCGGCGGCAGGCCUGGGCGGGAACCCGGCGGUGGCAGUCCCGUCGUCGUUGAGUACGCCGGCUGCCUCAUCCAUCUGGAGUCCGGCCUCCAUCUCGCCGGGCUCAGCGCCCGCGUCGGUGUCAGUGCCCGAGCCCUUGGCCGCGCCUAGCAACGCGUCGUGCAUGCAGCGCUCGGUUGCUGCAGGCGCCGCCUCGGCUGCAGCCUCUUAUCCCAUGUCCUACGGCCAGGGCGGCAGCUAUGGGCAGGGCUACCCCGCGCCCUCGUCUUCCUACUUUGGCGGCGUGGACUGCAGCUCCUAUCUAGCGCCCAUGCACUCGCACCACCACCCGCACCAGCUCAGCCCUAUGGCACCCUCCUCCAUGGCCGGCCACCAUCACCACCAUCCACACGCGCACCAUCCGUUGAGCCAGUCCUCAGGCCAUCAUCACCACCAUCAUCACCACCACCACCAGGGCUACGGCGGCUCAGGGCUCGCCUUCAACUCUGGCGACUGCUUGGAUUACAAGGAGCCUGGCGCCGCCGCUGCUUCCUCGGCUUGGAAACUCAACUUCAAUUCGCCCGACUGUCUGGACUAUAAGGACCAAGCCUCAUGGCGGUUCCAGGUCUUGUGAGCCCAGGAGUGGGAGGAAGAGGAGAUGAAACGCAACUACCUGCGCCCUCCGUGGUCCCCGUCCUGUUGCUGCUGCUGCACCGCCCGCCUUUGCCUCGGCUUCUGCAGACCUGAAUUUUCAUGCCCCUGAAAGAUGCCCUUUGCCUGCACUGCCGCCCUCAUCUUUCUGCCACUUUGUUUGGGGGAUGUGCAGACCCGCCCACCCCUUGGAUGAGGGGACAGGUGCUUUGGCUUGGCCCACAAGUUCUAUAUGGGGAGAGCUGUGUGCUCUCUUCCUCAUCCCCUAACGAACUCCUAAGUCACUCUCCUCUGGUGUUUCUGGGCAGUUAUUAUGCACUUGCAGCCUUCGGAGGCUCUUGCUCUGACUCUCUGUUUGAACCGUACACUUUUAUUUAUUCUUUCUGGACACUGGAAUCACUAACUGGCAUGUGUCUGCCCACUGGAGUGCACCCACACUCUACCCCAAAUCAAAACAACCACUAAGUGUUUCUCGCUUGCAGACUACCGCCCCUUCAGCAGCCCUCGGUCCCGCUCCCCGGCUGCAGGCCAGAGCUUUCCGGCGUUUUCUCCUCCCCAGCGGGAUGCGCUGGGGCACGGCUGGAGGGAGGAGCGCGUCCCUAGCCUCUCGCGCACAGCCCCGCCCUGCGUAGAACUGGCUCAAGCUUCCGCCUCGGCGGGAAUGCUGUACAUAGUCGGGUCCGUUCCAGGGACCAUUUAAACUUUUUAGUUGCUGUUGGUUGAACUGAGCAUAUCUCGUCUUAGCGCCCAGGAAAUAGAACUUUAAGAUAUAUACAGCAUAUAUAUACAUAUAUAUACACACAUAUA